Messenger RNA from Ilex paraguariensis (yerba mate), 471 nucleotides. The record is from the annotation of a GenBank genome assembly. Lineage: Eukaryota; Viridiplantae; Streptophyta; Magnoliopsida; Aquifoliales; Aquifoliaceae.
AUGGGAUCGGCCGGAAAUGGCGGAGAUCAAACACUGUUAUUGAGCAGCACUGUAGACUCCCCAACCUUGGCACCCAAACCAAAAACUGCAGAAGAGAGACAGUAUAAGUAUAGUGUCCAACUUGAGAGAUUGUUGUCCAACACCGAUCUACCAUUUCUUCAGCGCAUUGUGGCGGCGACAUGGAUAGAAUGUAGACUCCUCUUCCCCCUCGCCGCCCCCGCCAUCGCCGUGUACUUGAUAAACUUCCUUAUGUCCACGUUCACCCAAAUCUUUUCCGGCCACCUCGGCAACCUUGAGCUCGCCGCUGCCUCUCUUGGUAACAAUGGCAUUCAAAUGUUCUGCUUCGGUCUCAUGCUUGGAAUGGGAAGUACGGUGGAAACCCUUUGUGGCCAAGCAUAUGGGGCACAAAAAUACGAAAUGCUUGGAAUUUACACCCAAAGAUCAGCAGUCCUCCUCAAUCUAACUGGUGUC